Molecule: messenger RNA, 2498 nt
Organism: Thunnus maccoyii (southern bluefin tuna)
Lineage: Eukaryota; Metazoa; Chordata; Actinopteri; Scombriformes; Scombridae
Gene: spred2a
Product: sprouty related EVH1 domain containing 2a
Exons: 6
Coding region: 367-1740 (457 amino acids)
Biological process (GO): negative regulation of MAPK cascade; multicellular organism development
Cellular component (GO): membrane
Molecular function (GO): protein kinase binding
Source: RefSeq, a predicted model, not a curated record
CGGUAAAGAGCACGUCGAGCGAGAAGGACGAGUCCGCCCGGCUACAGAUAUAUAUGUUUGCUUGUGGUGUCAUCAUUGCUGCGCAUUCUGAUUGGACAACACCACUGACAUGAACUUACUCACCAUUGGUCGAUCCGAUCAAGAGUUUCUCAACCAUUUCCGCCAUUUUUAGAUGUCAGAAUCGUCUCUUCUAGUCGAUACAGAGAUGUUAGUAAAGGGUCCAGUAAACUCACAUCCCUCACACCUUUCCUGUGUUAAAACAAUCCACCGUCACAACUAUUUUAUCUUUUGUUGUGAGUCAAAUACAGCAUUCAUGUUACACAUAAAUCCACCAGGAAUGUGCUCUUGCAUGUAUUUGAUUGCUGGAUGACGUUGAGCCCAGUUCAACUUUUUUACUGGACUACUGGACUGUUUUACUGGAGCUCUCUGUGUUGGCAACCCUGCUGCAUCAACACCUGUUCAAAUGAUGACAGCUACAUUGUGCGCGUCAAAGCGGUGGUGAUGACCAGAGACGACUCGAGCGGCGGCUGGCUGGCGCAGGACGGCUGCCUGAGCAGAGUGGGCGUGUGUAGGCUGCUGCCGACAGAACUGCUGGGACGCAACACUUUCCUCAUCCACGGAGAACGGCUCAAAGACAGACAGGUGAUUCUGGAGUGCGUCCUAAAGAAGGAUCUGGUCUACACGAAGGCCACGCCGACGUUCCACCACUGGAAGGUGGACAACAAAAAGUGUGGUCUGACCUUCCAGAGCCCAGCCGACGCCCGAGCCUUCGACCGCGGGGUGAGGAAGGCCCUGGAGGACCUGACAGAAGGGUCGACCACCUCCUCGUCAACGCUGCAGAACGAAGCGGAGCUCGGCGAUGACGACGUGUUCACGACCGCCACUGACAGCUCCUCCAACUCGUCCCAGAAGAGAGAGCCGACGAUGCACACGCUGGCCCCGCUCAACUUCUGCGAGCCCCGCCGACACCACCACUGCAUACUGGGACAUUUUUACGAGCAGCACCGGCCCUCGGAUCACUACUUCCUGGACCAGGCGGUGCACAUGUUCCCUCAUCACGUCAGCUUCCAGGUGGAGGAGGAGGAGAUCGUACGCAUCAACCCCCGCGAGCGCACUUGGCUCACCGGCUACGGGGACUACCGCCACGCCAACACCACACGAGACAAACUGUCACAGCCCGACAACCCCGACGCCUACGUGCACUUCACCAAGAGCGAGCCGCCCAAGCAGGACUACACGUACCCGUAUCCGCUGAGCUGCGAGGUGCAGCGAGGCUGCGACGGCAAACCGGGCUGCCUGGAGCUCGGCGGCGGCGGCGGUGGCGGCCACAGAGCGGUGGUGACGGUGCAGCCACGAGCCCUGCAGCCAAAAGGCAAGCGGCGGAAGGAGGAAGGUGAACGUUCGCGCUGUGUCUACUGUCAGGACAUGUUCAACCAUGACGACAACGGGCGGGGCCGCUGCCAGGAAGCACCUGACCCCAUUCAGACCUGCAUCCGGCGGGUCAGCUUCAUGUGGUGCGCGGACAGCCUGCUGUACCACUGCAUGUCGGACCCGGAGGGGGAUUAUUCGGACCCGUGCUCCUGCGACACCAGCGACGAGCGCUUCUGCCUGCGCUGGACGGCGCUGGUGGGUCUGUCGCUGCUGGCGCCCUGCAUGUGCUGCUACGCCCCGCUCAGAGCGUGCUACCGCUGCGGCGUGGCUUGCCACUGCUGCGGCGGGAAACACAAAGCUGUGGGCUGAGGCGUCGCAGGCCCCGCCCCUCCUCGCAGAGACAGCAAAGACUCAUGGGAGGAGGCGGGGAAACGGAAGGUCGCUGUGAUUUUUAUGUUGUUUUUUUUUUUGUUGUUGUUGUUGUUUGUCUCGUCUCUCCGAAUUCCAGAUGGAGGAGAAGAUUUGUCUCAGAUGGAAAAAAGUUCCCUGUUGGAUUUUUGUUUUUUUUUGUCUUUUGUGUCAUUGGGGACCAAACGGCUUCCAAAUCUCACAAAGACUGAACAAAGAAUAUUCAUUUCUAUAUAUAGUUAUAUAUAAAUAUAUAUAUAAUUAUAUAUAUAAACAGGUACUUUAUAUUUCUACACUCAUGUGUUUUAAAGGCUUGAAUAUGUCUUUUUUUUCAGCGUUGUGAGGUCAGUUUGUCGUGUUUCCAGAGCGAACCGCAGCUCACUGACACGCUGCAAAACAUUUAUAUCUGAACAAGAUAUUUUAGCGAAGAUUAUUAUUAUUAUUAUUAUUAUUAUUAUUACUAUUAUUAUUAUUAUUAUUAUUAUUGUUUCAGAAGAAAAAAAUCAAAGUUAAAGAUUCAACAUUUUUGGAAAUAUUUACUGUCUUUCUAAUUCUCAGACAGUCUGAGCUCAUGUCUGUGUGAUAAGUAAAGCUGUAAUGAUUAGUUGAUUAAUCGAUUAGCUACGGACUACUGAAUUAAUCGCCAAUUAUUUUGAUAAUCGAUUAAUCAUUUUGAGUCAUUUUUUAAUAAAAACAUGUCCAGAUUCUCAAAUCUUGAA